Helianthus annuus (common sunflower) is the source of this 1402-nucleotide messenger RNA. RefSeq names its product F-box/kelch-repeat protein At3g06240. Gene Ontology annotation, molecular function: protein binding. The coding region runs from base 71 to 1174 and encodes 367 amino acids. The transcript has 2 exons. NCBI's taxonomy places the organism in Eukaryota, Viridiplantae, Streptophyta, Magnoliopsida, Asterales, Asteraceae. The record is from RefSeq and is a predicted model, not a curated record.
UUUCUCUAACAAUCCUGUCAUCUUCUCCAGGUUUCUUGAAUCAGGGUUUCUCCGAUUACCAGUUAGGGCGAUGUAUCCCUCUGCCCACAACAACCUGCCCCCGGAGAUCAUCGAAGAAAUACUUCCUCUGUUGCCCCCGAAUUCACUGUGCCGCUUCAAGUCGGUUUCAAAAAAAUGGAACUCACUCAUUUCCAGCCCCCAAUUCAUCAAAACCCACCUCCUUCUAAACCAUCAUACCCCAAAAUUGAUUGCCCUUUCCACUACAGGUUCACUCUACUCAAUCGACAUAACCGAAACCCUCGACAGCGAUUGUAUACCCGCAACCGCAAAUGAACUGCGUAUUCGGUCACCUCCCCUCCGGUGGAAACAGAUCUUGGGAUCCUGCAACGGACUCCUUCUAGCGAAAGACGAAAACGAUACGAUAUUCGUGAUGAAUCCAAUGACACAAGACCUCUGGAAAGUUCCUCUUUGCCCUUUUGCACCCGUAUAUGAAGAAUUUGAAGAGGUUUAUGUUAGGUACGGAUUCGGUUACGAUUUAUCCACGGACGAUUAUAAAAUAGUCUCGAUAUCGUUUUGGAACCCCUACAGCUAUCAUGAUUCCAAGGAGACAUUUGUAUGCGUUUAUAGCUUGCGUAACAACUCAUGGAGAAAAUUGCCUGAUUGUAAUUACUAUGAACACGAUUACACCGUGGUGGAUGAUGUUAUCAACGGUGUUGUCAUCAACCAGUGUCUUCACUGGUCAGGAAGACAAUUCGAGAUCGCUGGGUUUAAUUUAGCAAGUGAAGAAUUCAAGCAAAUGAAAUUUCCUGGUGUUUCAGUUAGAUUUGGCAUAAGUUUGUUUAGCACCAUGGUUGAUGUUGGCGGGAAACUUGGUGUGUUUAUGAGGAGCGAGGAGGCGGGUUUUGAGUGUUGUGUGAUGGAGGAGUAUGGUGUUGCUGACUCUUGGUCCAAGGUGCGUAUUCAUGGAAUUGAGGAAAAUAGAGUUUGGCCAGUGUGUUUGCUACAAGGAAGAAAUCGGGAAAUUGUGUUUCAGCGAAGAGAAGGUGGAAUGGUUGUGUACAAUAUAGAUGAAAGAAGACGCAGAGACGUAAGGAUCGUGGGUGGCCCGGGUGGUAAUGUCAAUGUAUUUCCAGGUACGUUUGUUGAAAGCCUAGAAUCACCUAACGCGUCAUGAUAGCAUCUUAACCUUUUAUAAAAUCUAUUUAGUAACUACUUAUAUUAUAUUAUGCUAAGAAGGAAGACUUUAGAUCCAUAUGUAGCUAGCUGUGUUGGAAUCAAGCGGACAAAAUUUUCAUGAUAUUGUUUAGUGUGGUUUGGUUUGGUUCGCUGAUUCUCUUGUAAUUGUUCUUUUGACUCUUUAAGAUAUGAUAUGGUUAUCUAAUAUAAAAACCAACUUCCAUUA